This is a messenger RNA of Tinamus guttatus (white-throated tinamou), 363 nucleotides long. Lineage: Eukaryota; Metazoa; Chordata; Aves; Tinamiformes; Tinamidae. The record is from RefSeq and is a predicted model, not a curated record.
UACGAGCGCGCCGGCCCCUUCCGGCACACGUGCGGCGGGAGCCUCAUUGCGCCCCAGUGGGUGAUCACGGCCGCCCACUGCAUCUCCUCCUCGCGCACCUACGAGGUGGUGCUGGGCGCGCACGACCUGACGGUGCCCGCGGCCUCGGAGCAGCGCAUCCCCGUGAACGACGACGACAUCUUCGUGCAUCCCGGGUGGCUCAGCUCCUGCUUCUUCGUGUCCUCGCUGGGCUGCAACACGCUGCAGAAACCCACCGUGUUCACGCGCGUCUCUGCCUUCACGGACUGGAUCGACGAGAUGAAGCAUCUCAUGAACUUGCCUGGCUUUGGGAACACGUCCAAGGCAGGGCGCAAAACACACUAG